Penicillium chermesinum is the source of this 1344-nucleotide messenger RNA. RefSeq lists its product as uncharacterized. Lineage: Eukaryota; Fungi; Ascomycota; Eurotiomycetes; Eurotiales; Aspergillaceae. The transcript is spliced from 3 exons. The coding region runs from base 1 to 1344 and encodes 447 amino acids. Gene Ontology annotation, molecular function: phosphatase activity. The record is from RefSeq and is a predicted model, not a curated record. Gene Ontology annotation, biological process: dephosphorylation.
AUGCGCUCUUCCAUUCAGUCUGGCCUUCUCUUGGCCACCCUCGUGGCUCCUGUAGUGUCGGCGGAGCGAAUCCUCGGCAACACCCAGUUGACCGACCUGGGUUAUCGUGAAGUCUUUGAUGCCGGUUCGUUCUACCACAACCGAUACGUGGACUCGGACUCGGACAAGCACAUUGAGCGUCUGAACGACACUUAUGCGAUAGCCAAACAAAUCAAUGCCAGCGCCCCAGCUGAUGCGGUACUGCAGAACUCGGCCACUGGUUUCCUCCAGGGUGUCUACCCCCCCCGGGGUUACCAAUUGAUUCAGCUCUCCAGCGUUGCCUCUGGAAAAAAUAGCGAGGACUCGAGCUGGUUACAGGGCUCCAGCGGUUGCAACAAGGCGACACUUAGCAGCGAUGCGUACUACGCAUCCGACUCAUACAAUGACCUGCUGAAGUCAACCCAGGGUUUCUACCAGUCCUUGACCCCUAUGCUUAACUCGACCUUCAGCUCAUCUGAUAUCAGCUUCAAGAAUGCCUACACCAUAUUCGACUACCUGAAUGUGGGCUACAUCCACAACUCCUCUGCCGAGUUCCCCCAUGAGGCAGAUUACACUGCUGAAGUGCGUCAGCAGUUGAUCUCUCUCGCUGGCACGCAUGAGUUCAACCUGGCUUACAAUGAGUCAGACCCGGUGCGUGCCAUUGACGGUGCAGUCUGGAUCGGCCAGAUGCUGUCUAGUUUCAACGAGAUCAUUGAAUCCAAGGGCACCAAGUCUAUGCUGAAUGUGCAGUUUGGCUCGUAUGGCACCUUCAUGUCCUUUUGGGGCUUGACGCAGAUGCCAGCUGCCUCUGUCAACUUCACUGGAAUUCCGGAUUACGCCUCUUCCAUGUCCCUUGAGCUGGUGACCAACGCAACCGGUACCGAUUUCCCUUCAGAGGAUGAGAUCAGUGUGCGCUUUAUGUUCCACAAUGGCACCAUGACCGGCUCGGAUGAACCCACCGUCUUCCCCAUGUUUGGACAAUCUGAGACUGUCCUUCCUUGGUCCGAUUUCUCUUCCCAGGCUAGCAAGGUCGGCGUCACCUCAAACGGUCAAUGGUGCGCCAUGUGCGGCAACACUGAUGGCAAGUGCGCUUCUUUCGCCUCCAGCUCGGGCUCUGGAUCUGCGAGCGCUUCCCACACAGCCGGCUCGGGCGGUAUGUCUCGUGCUGUGGCCGGUGUUAUCGGAGCCAUGGUGACUCUGGCGGUGGUCCUGGGCUUGGAGGCUCUGUUCUUCCUGGUCGGUGGAUUCCGCAUUGCCAAGCGUAACAAGGGUGGUCCUGGCAUGGGCGCGGCUGCCGAGGUGGCGGACGACAAGUCAUUAAAUUGA